CGGAUACGAGCCUGUUAUUGAUGCUCCACACAGAUGAAGAUGCCAGAUGCACAGACGCAUCAGUUAUCAUGUUUUCUGCUUUUUGCAUUAGUUUUCCGCCUCGGUUCAGCGGCGGAGGUCUCCGUGUGGAACGUGGAGAUCAACUCGACACAGGAUGCAGUGUUUCGAAAGACGCUGUACGCCAACACCACCAUUUUCAUGAAGUUCCAGGGUGACACGGCGUCAUGUGAUAAAAACCUGGCCUUCAACAUCAGCUGGUACCUGCGCUCCUCUGUCUGCUACAACGAGGUCUUCAACACGCCGGACAACAAGGCGAUGAACAUGUUCGACAUGGAUCACAUGUUGAAAGAGGACUGGAGCGGCUUCUACAGCCACGGCUACAUGUACUUCGAGAACUGCUCCUCCCUCUUCUUACCAAAGGUGUAUUACCCCGACUUCAACCCAUAUCAGCCCCUCACCAGCCCCAAGAGUGACCCGUCCAAUCAGAGCCUCAUUUGGCCUGACAAACCGGAUAUCAGUGCCGUGGCCAAGGCCUGGGGGGACAGUCCCUACCUGUUCAUAGUGAAAGUGCAGCCCAUUUUCCGCGGAGUCGACGACGAAGAAGCGGAGCAGCUCAACUUCGCCUUCACAAUGAAAGUGGAGAUGAAGGGACCACAUGACUACUCCUCUCCUGCAGACUGGCCUCUGAUGAUGUUUUUCAUGUUGAUGUGCAUCGUGUACGUGCUGUUCGGCGCUCUGUGGCUCUUCUGGUGCGCGUGUUAUUGGAGAGAUCUGCUGCGGAUCCAGUUCUGGAUUGGAGCCGUCAUCAUCCUCGGCAUGCUGGAGAAAGCCGUGUUUUACUCAGAGUACCAGAGCAUCCGCUACAAAGGAGACUACGUCCAAGGCGCAGUGAUUUUUGCCGAGCUGCUCUCUGCUCUCAAAAGAUCUCUCGCUCGAAUCCUGGUGCUCAUCGUCAGUCUCGGAUACGGCAUAGUCAAACCCAGGUUGGGCACAUCAGUGCACCGGCUGGCAGCUGUCGGGCUCCUCUACCUGCUCUUCUCCUCUGUGGAAGGUGUGCUCCGAGUCACAGGAGGUUUCUACGGGACGGUGGCUCUGGUGGCGAACCUCGGCCUCUCCCUUAUUGACUCCUGCGUCAUGUGGUGGAUUUUCAUCAGCCUGUCUCAGACCAUUCGCCUCCUGCAGCUGCGCAGAAACGUCGUGAAGCUGGCUCUCUACAAACACUUCACCAACACGCUCAUCUUCUCUGUGGUCGCUUCCAUCAUCUUCAUCAUCUGGACCACCAAAGUGUUCAAGCUGGUGGACUGCCAGAGGGGAUGGAGGGACUUGUGGGUGGACGAUGCUUUCUGGCGCCUGCUGUUCUCCACCAUCCUGAUGGUGAUCAUGGUGCUGCUGCGGCCCUCUGCUAACAGCCAGAGGUUCUCUCAUUCUCCUCUGAUUGAUGAAGAUGACGAUGAGGAAGAGGCCAAGGAGCCCAUGCUGAACGAAGCUUUUGAGGGAAUGAAGAUGAGGGGCUCCAAGCCGGACUCUAAUGGCUCCCAGAAACUAUUGAGUAAAGAGGAUGAAGACCUAAAAUGGGUUGAGGAAAACAUUCCUACAUCUGUCAUUGAUGUAGCUCUCCCUGUAAUGCUGGAUGAGGAAGAGGAGAUUCUGAAAACCAAGUUGGAGCGAUCCAAAAUGGAGUAGAAGUCGUCGUGAGGAGAGGAUGUGAUGUAUUGGAAAGAAAGCAAUUUCACUGAGGCAGCAAUGAAUGCAUUCUCAGUGAUCUGAUUACCAAAAAGAAUGUGGGCAAAGCCAACCUUUCUCUUCUCCAGACACUUUGCGUUUCUGGUUUUAUUUCACAGGUAUUGUGUCGCACUGUAAUAAGCUCCGAGAAUAGUGUUUCAUAUUAAGAUCUUUACUGCGCAACAUGUAGUUUGGAGGGGUUGGUUUUCAGGAGGGAGGGGAAACUGAUGCAAGAGCACUUUGAUAAAUAUAUUAUUUGUUUUGAAGACGCAUUCAAUGUCACAAAAUAGGUCAAAAUUCGACAGAAUCCGUGCAUUUUACACAAUUUAAAAGUGCAUUGGAAUUAGACUAAUACAAUAUUUCACAUAAAAUAAAUUACCCAAUUCAAUCCAAGUGAUCCUAGCGCCUGAUUUGUCAAAUGUGUAGGACUGCAACGACUGAUUUCAGAUCCGUUCAGGUACAAAUCAUGUUGAUAAUUAGGCAGUUUUAUCCAGCCAGAUAUAUCUGAUAAUUGUACAGAUGGAGCUUAAAACACACGCUGAAAACGGCAAGUUAUUGUUCAUAAUGAGGUCACAUUUACACAGCGUCUGAUACUUGAACUUAUCGUUGGUAAUGUGCUGUAAAAAGACUAGAAAUGUAAAAAAAAAAAGCUGUUUUCAGCUGGUGUUUUACAUGUAAAAUGGGUCACAUAACAACAAUACAUUUCAUAUUUAAAUAUAUAGAUAUGGUGUGAUUAGCCAUUUAACCAGAUAACAAAAAUUAAUUAUUUCAUAAGCUAAUUUCUUAUAGCUUCUUCAACAAAUCAUAUAUGUAUAUCUUUUUGUUAACACCCGACUAACACUGUUAUCUGGCUCAAUGAUUAAUCUAAAUAUAGAAAUACAGAACUUACUUUUAUAAUAUGUAAACACGGCUGCAUCAGUGUGUAUUGAAACUUGAAGCAUAUCACCGUAAGAUGUACAUGUGUGUGUUAACUACAACACACUGUUAUCUGUUCUGGGAGAAUGUAAUAUAUAUAAACACAGUGUCAUCAGAGGCGUUCAGAUUGUCAUCAGAGGUGUUCAGAUUGUCAUCAGAGGCGUUCAGAUUGUCAUCAGAAGCGUUCAGAUUGUCAUCAGAAGCGUUCAGUUUGUCAUCAGAAGUGUUCAGAUUGUCACUUCAACACAGUACAUUUCAAGCUACUGGAAAUAAGAGUCUAAUGAUAGCGAUUUUAGAGCUUUUACUGACUAAUGAAAGACUGCACGGUCCUCAGAGUGGAAAAAAGACCCGCUUUCAAGGAUAAGAGGUCUAAAAUUAAGGAUGUUUAUUUUUAUCUCUAUAAAAAACAAGCUUUUAUAGUGGCUCCAUUAAUAGCUGUGAUUUAUGUCUACUUAAUUCCACCAUUUCUUUUAGCUACUGUAUCACAGAAUCCACUACUAAGCUUCACAGAUGUGGUGUCGGCCUACAUUUAAAUGAUUUACUGUAUGUAUGUAUGUAAUCCUUUCUCAGAGUUUUGCCACCCUAAUUCAGUUGCACAGUGUAGAUUAAAAUGAAAAAAUCUGUACAUGCUAAAUGAAUCAUUUCCAUUUCACCCAUCAAUCCAAUUUACACUCCCAAUAAUCCUGCCUUUCUGUGGCAGAAUGAUAUGCCCGUCCUUGUUAAAACUACUGCAGUACAGUAUGUGUGUAUGUUUUAAAACUCUUAAUUAAUGUCUCUUUUUUUUUUUAUAUAUUUGUCCAACUCUUGUUGAGGAUUUAUUUUUAUUUUAGAGAGAAAUUAAAGCCCAAUUUCUGGAUGUGAGUCUGCGUAGUAAUGUAAAGCUAAUGAUAUUGUAUGGCUUUUUGCGUGUGUCCUGCAAAUAAAAUUUAUAUUAUAACACAA
Molecule: messenger RNA, 3579 nt
Organism: Trematomus bernacchii (emerald rockcod)
Lineage: Eukaryota; Metazoa; Chordata; Actinopteri; Perciformes; Nototheniidae
Product: transmembrane protein 87A-like
Exons: 20
Coding region: 34-1683 (549 amino acids)
Biological process (GO): retrograde transport, endosome to Golgi
Cellular component (GO): Golgi apparatus; Golgi cisterna membrane
Source: RefSeq, a predicted model, not a curated record